AUGUUUGGAGAUAAUUUUGCAAAACAAUUGCAGUCUAUACCUCUUUCAAAUGAUACUGUUGCCCGUCGAAUUGCUGAUAUAGCUGAAGAUGUAGAGUGUCAGCUUUUGUCGAAGUUACGUGACAAAUUGUUUUCAAUACAACUCGAUGAGGCAACAGAUAGUAAUAAAGAUGCUCAUUUCAUUGCCUAUGUUAGAUUUUGUGAUGAUUUGUCAGUAGUAGAAGAAUUACUUUUCUGCAAACCAAUAGAACUCAAAGCAACAGCACUCGCAUUAUUUGCUAUCUUAAAUGAUUUUAUGAACGAGGCAAACAUAGAAUGGAAAAAUUGCGUCGGAAUAUGCACCGAUGGUGCUCGUUCUAUGUCCGGAAGAUUCCAAAGUAUUCAAGCACUUGUGAAACAAAAAUCGCCACAGUGCGUCUGGACACAUUGCAUGAUCCACAGAGAAGCUUUGGCUUCCAAAGAAAUGAGUCCUGGUUUGAAUAUUGUGUUAACUACGGUUGUAACCGUAGUAAAUUAUAUAAAAAUGAGACCUCUGAAAUCAAGAAUCUUUUCCGCACUUUGUAAAGACAUGGGUGCAGUACAUUCAGCGUUACUAUUUUAUUGCGAGGCAAGAUGGUUAUCACGAGGGAAAUUUUUGCAACGUGUUUAUGAAUUAAGAGAAGAAAUCGCCGUUUUCCUAGAAGAGGAAAACAGACCGGAAGCUGAGAAUUUUCGCGAUAGUUUAUUUGUGAUGAAAUUGAGCUACAUGGUCGACAUAUUCGAGAAAUUAAAUAACUUGAAUCUUCAACUGCAAGGAGCAAAUACACAUAUAUUGGACACGAAUGAUAAAGUUAAUGCUUUUUGUAGGAAAUUUGAAUUGUGGAGCAGAAGUUUAAAGCAAGAAAACUUAACAAUGUUUGCAAAUUUGAAUGAUUGUAUUAAAACUUACAAGGCUGAAGAACAACAUGUAAAAGUUGUUUUUGUAACCAUUGAAAAUCAUUUAGCAAUGCUAGCAAAGAAUUUUAAAAAAGUACAUUUUUGCUGA
Molecule: messenger RNA, 1023 nt
Organism: Stegodyphus dumicola
Lineage: Eukaryota; Metazoa; Arthropoda; Arachnida; Araneae; Eresidae
Product: zinc finger BED domain-containing protein 5-like
Source: RefSeq, a predicted model, not a curated record